AUGGUUGAUACUGCUAAUAUUCAAGAAAAUGCAGCAGAAGAAUCAGACGAAGCACUUUCGCUUUGUGAUUUUCCUAUAAACACAGAUGAAAAUGAUCAGAUCAUCGAGGACUUAUCCAAGAAUCGUGAUAUACAAUCAUCAUCGUCCAAUUUCUUUGAAUUUUUCAGUGAUUUAAGGUCUGAGAUGCCCCACGCAGAAGAAAUUAUUUUCUGUGGUAAACUUUUCCCUUACAAACUCCAACCUGUUAAUGUUCUUGAUGAUGCUCAGGAGCAUCCCCUUAGAGAUGAUCAGAAAUCAGAAGGACGAUUUCAAUCAUGGGAUGAAUUGAGGAUCAUGAGAUCAAACGUUAAAGACACCGGGCUAUUGCGAAGCAGCAGAUCUUUACGAUUUAGGCCCUUUAGGGCAUUGAAGCCAAGGUGGUAUGUUUUCAUGUUUGGGAUUGUAAAAUUUCCACCGGAGAUGGAUCUUCAAGAUAUAAAGAACCGGCAGGUUCGUCGCAAUACCGGUAGUAUUUUUCCGUGGAUUGAUGCGGGAGGGAAGGCUCCGGUGAGCCACAAUGAUCGGAAAAAUACUUGUGGUUACGAUCUGCUAAGGGUGUUAACUUGUAAGAAACAUGCAAAUGUAGCUGUGAAGGCUUCAAUUGGUAUCAUGCCAAGGAAAGUGUAA
Molecule: messenger RNA, 666 nt
Organism: Fraxinus pennsylvanica
Lineage: Eukaryota; Viridiplantae; Streptophyta; Magnoliopsida; Lamiales; Oleaceae
Source: the annotation of a GenBank genome assembly